AUGAUGCCUCAGGUGAGAUUGAAGGUAAUGAUUAUAAUGUCUCAAAUGAAAUAGUUGAUGAAGAAGCAACUGAUGGAAGAGAUGAUACAGAUAAUGUCUCAGAUGAAAUAGUUGAUGAAGAAGAAAGCAUAGAAUGA
Molecule: messenger RNA, 137 nt
Organism: Entrophospora candida
Lineage: Eukaryota; Fungi; Glomeromycota; Glomeromycetes; Entrophosporales; Entrophosporaceae
Source: the annotation of a GenBank genome assembly